Eutrema salsugineum is the source of this 413-nucleotide messenger RNA. RefSeq lists its product as uncharacterized. The transcript has a single exon. NCBI's taxonomy places the organism in Eukaryota, Viridiplantae, Streptophyta, Magnoliopsida, Brassicales, Brassicaceae. Bases 96 to 308 code for a protein of 70 amino acids. The record is from RefSeq and is a predicted model, not a curated record.
AUAAAAAGGUAACCCCAUUGUCUUGUCUUGCACAAAUUACAAAAGGUUACUAGAGAGAUAUUCGUAACAAGACAUCAAAGAAGCAAAUAAACGUCAUGAUAACAGUAGCCAUCGCCGCCGAGUUGCUUGAAGAAUACACGGUGGCUCUCGCUCGCAUCACCGCCACACUCCUCCCUCCACCACCGACAAGUCGCCGUCGAAGCGUUCGAGCUCCCACUAGUGGCGGCCGUGCUGAUUCUUCCUUGCCUCGUAACGACAUCUCAUCAUCAUGCGCUCCAAAUUACGCCGCUUUUGUCUUGAAUUUCUGAGUAUUUAUUUCUUUUGUAUAGACGAAGAGAUUUUCGAAUUUUCUUCUUCUUGACUGUACUUUCGGAUUAUGCUUGUGUUAUUAAAUUGGAACUUUCCAUUUAUUU